Zasmidium cellare ATCC 36951 is the source of this 3690-nucleotide messenger RNA. RefSeq lists its product as uncharacterized. The coding region runs from base 1 to 3690 and encodes 1229 amino acids. The record is from RefSeq and is a predicted model, not a curated record. The transcript is spliced from 3 exons. Lineage: Eukaryota; Fungi; Ascomycota; Dothideomycetes; Mycosphaerellales; Mycosphaerellaceae.
AUGACCACCCGAACCAAGGCGCCGCCCGUCGGCUCGUCACAAUGGAUACAGAACGAGAGAGAGCAGGCGAAGGAUUAUGUCGACGAGCAGGUCGAGGAGUUCAGCUUCAGUGUGCGGAAUGACCUGGACUGGCUGAACGAGCACAUGGCGGAUAUCUUCACCAAAACACAGGCCAACUUCGCCGACAUGUUCAAGACGCCCGGCAAGCUACGCGGCCAGACUCCUCGCACAGCUCGAAAACGCGACGCCCAGGCACCCCGGCAACCGCUGACCGAUAUCUUCGCACCCAACACCCAACUCGCACCGGCUUCCGCCAAGAAGACGCCUUUUUACAACAAAGUUGCCCAGUUUCAGAUUCCCGAAGACACUGAGAAUCAUGCCCCGACCCACAAGCCGGUCAGCCGCGGGACGAGCCCACAGCGCGCCGGCAAGCCGUAUACAGACUCUGGAUAUCAUGGUAUGAUGACUGAAGACGAGAUGGAAUUGGAUGUGCAGACGCAAGCGGACUCGCUCGAAACAUCAUCGCAACCCAAUGAGCCACAGAAGGUACCACUUCGCGACGAGCAGCCACCGGCACAGCGACUGCGAGAUGGUAAAGGAGACGAGACCGGCGCUAGUGACGACUCUUUCGUCUCCGCCAAGGAGCAGGAGAGCGAUGUUGCUGGAGUUGUCGAUGAAGAGAUGGAAGACGCGAUACCCGCCGAGGAGCAGCUCCUGCAUGAACUGGACGAGACCGUGCAAGAUGAGAACGUGGAGAAGGUUGCGCCGAUUGAGGAGGAGAACGAGCCACAAGCCGCCAAAGUUGACGCACAGCCAUCGGAUGAGGGCCAGGACAAUGAUGUUGACAUGGACAUGGAGGACGGGCCAAGUCCUCAGUCAGACGGUCUGAGCCCGGAGAAGCCGCUGCAGCGUAAGAGCAGCUUCACCUUCUCUUCGCUCCCCGCUCGUGAGCCACUUGGUGCUAAGCGCAGCAUGGGCCAAAUCGCCCGCGACAGGAGCAGCGUCUUCAACAAAUCUGUGUCCAAGCCGGCUGAUUCGCAACCCGAUGAGGAUGACGUUCCUCAAGAGAAGACUGCCGAGGCGAGGGCUCACAGCAAGUCAUCAGCACAGCUGCUUCAUGAGCGUCUGAACAUGCUGGGCAAGACGAAAGACGCACGCACGUCCAAGAGCAUCCCGCAUCCUUCAUAUCCUCAGCUACCAGAGACUGAGCCGACCAACUCGCAGACGACGGAAGUCUUUGAUCAGGCCAAGCUUGCCGGCAAGAAUGCGCCUGUCGAGGACGAGGACGACGACUGGAUUGCACCCACAAAGUCGGUACAGUCCAAGUUCCAGGAAGUCGAUGUCGACGAGGUUGCCGAGCAAACUUCACCAGCCCGACCAACGAUGCAUCAGAAAUCGAUCUCGACCACACAGAUUCCCUCUCCAUCGCGUCCAGAAAUGGCGACCGAAACUCGCCAUCAGAAAGCAACAUCCGUCUCCCAUCCCAACUUGACGGAAGCACUUGAGUCGACCACGCCAGUUGGAUCACCAAUGGGCAAGAAGACCAACGAUGGCCCUCUCAGUGCAUCGAAGAACCGAUUGUGGUCUGCGUUCAAGUCCGCAAAGAACAUCUUUGCGUCCUCUGCAAGUGCAAGUGCUGCGGCCAAAAUCGAAGCACACCGAGACUCUCCCGUAACUCGCUCCCAGAAGCGGGACUCUGGCGAGUCGAAGAUCUUCAACAUGCCGGGUGGUCUCUUUUCGCAGAAGGAGAUCAUGCAGAGUCCGGCAAAGAAUGGAUCGAUAAUCUCGCUCAGCCCAAGCCGAAAGACACGCAGCUCUACCGAAAGCGACAAGAGGAAGGAGAAAGAGCAAAAGGCUCAGCAAAAAGCUGCCGACGAGCUGGAGAAGGCAAGAGAGAAAGAGCGCCAGAAAGCUGCCAAACAGCAAGCCGAGGAGCAAGCCAAGGCAGAAAAGGCAGAGCGUGCUGAAGCUGCUCGAGUGGAGAAGGAGCGGCAGAAGGAGGCUGCUGCACAGGCCGAGCGACCUGGGACAGCCGACAGUGGCAAGGCUUCCGAGAGUGAUAACGCACCUGCACAAUCUUCAAAGGGUGGCCUCACGGGCAAGCUCAGAGCACCUGGGAGACUUAUGAGACCGACCAGGGAACAAGCCAAGCCAGCACCUGUUUCGAUCAAAGUUGCAUCACAAUCUCAGAGACUUGGACAGAGCACGACCACUUUUGGCAAGCCUCAGCAAGAGAAUGCUGCACCGGCCAAGCAAGCUGGUCCUCGUGCGUCUUCCGCUAUGGACAAUCGGCCUGGCUCUGCCGCACCAGGCAAUUCUCGUGUCAGAGCUCUCGAGGCAGCCGCGAGGAAGAAAGAGGCCGACGAACGAGCUGCUGCGAAGAAAGUCGAGCAAAAGAGGGAGCUUGAGAGAAAGCGCGCAGAAAAGGCCGAACAGGACAAGCGAGCCGAGGAAGAGCGCAAGGCGGCCGAGCAGCAACGAGUUCAAGAAGCCAAACUUGCUGCACAACGGAAGCAGGCCGAGCGCCAGGCUGCUGCUGAAGCUCGCAAGCGCGAGCAGGAGAGAGCUGACCAGCAGAAGCGAGAACAGGAACAGCAACAACGACGUGAGCAGGAGCGCAUUGAGAAGCAGCGACGCGAGCAGGAAGAAGCUCGAAAGCAAGAAGAAGCUCGCAAGCAGCGAGAAGCUCACGACCUCGCUGAAGCCAUCAGACGCGAGCGUACCCAGCAGCAGGCUCAAGCUCAUCCUCGUGGUGAUGUUCCCGGCACUCUCCGCCAACUGACCAAGAACACUGUUGCCCAGCCAAACACUGCGAAGCCCGCCAAGCGCAUGCUGUUCAACGAUGAUGAUGAACCCUCUCAUCAACCUCAGAGGCCAGGCAUUGUUCGCGGACCUCCAUCAUAUCAGCAGACUGAUGCCAAGCGUCGACGUACGAAUGAGGAGCAGGAAGAAGGUGACGAGCGUCGGUCAGUGAUGGCUCCACCAAAGCGGCCGUCGACGCUGCGAAAGGAGACAUUGUCCAAGUUCUCUGGCUAUACGCAUGCUCCUCCUCCCGCGGCUCACCACGCCAGCAUGUUCAAAGCGACCGUCACUGCCCAACACCAGGCGCAGCACGGCUCGAAGCCGACGCACCCCAGCCAGCUGGUCCAGAUGUCCAAUGCUCGCAUUCCCUUUGCUGAGAAUGCCAACCCACCCGCUGCCUCGCAUCAUUCUUCCCAUUCGCAGAUGCACCCUGGCUACGAAAACGCUCAAUCGAACAAGUUCAAGACGCCUGCUCGUCCAGCUCAUGCUCCGAAAUCAGGCCGUUCCACACCACACUACCCGCAAGGCGACAACAUCGAGCUGCCAGAUAUUGCCACGGACUCUGAAGAUGAAGAUUCGGAGGAUGAGAACGACGGCUUCCGUGCUCCAUCAUGGGUUGCCUCACCGGCUUUGCGAGAUCUGCUCACGCAGCAGCAACUCGUGGAUCCGGAGACGGUGUUUGGACCAAUUGGAGAGUUGAAGAUGGACGAGGUGUUCAAGAACAGCAAGAACCCAGAGCGGGCCAAGAAGUUCCGUGACCGUGGCAGCAGUGCCAUGUGGGUAGAGACUGGUGAUGCCGUGACGAGUGCGGAGAAGAGGAAAGAUAUGGAGAUCAGGGAGAGGGUUGCUCGUGAAGGUGGAUGGAGGUAUGAGCCGAAUGCUUCGUAA